Molecule: messenger RNA, 3761 nt
Organism: Orbicella faveolata
Lineage: Eukaryota; Metazoa; Cnidaria; Anthozoa; Scleractinia; Merulinidae
Biological process (GO): siRNA processing
Cellular component (GO): nuclear RNA-directed RNA polymerase complex
Molecular function (GO): RNA-directed RNA polymerase activity
Source: RefSeq, a predicted model, not a curated record
UACGAAAUGUCCCAUUUUAUAAAUCAGUCGUGCAAAAAUUCACAUACCGUAUCCCUGCAUUAACUUGCAGUGGUAAUCUAAAACCACAAUCGAUCAGGAAGUUAUCUUUACGUCUGUCCAUUGUCGAAUGUUCGCGAGUUACGUGUAACUGCAAAUAGCCGGGAAUUUCCCUUUCAUGACCUGCUCAUUAAAGUUAGUUGGGCGUCAAAACAAAGUCGCAUUCAGCUGCCCUUGUUUACGACACUUGUAUCUUCCUUCUUUCAAGUCCUCAUCUGUGUUGUGAAGUUGGGUGCAAAGAAGAAAGAAUUGUUCGCUUCAUUAAGUCCGAAGAAGAUUAAAUCUCGAUGGCCUACCAUUUUUGCGUGGACUUAUCAACCGUCGAGGAUCGAUCUUCGGUCGCCGAGGGUGAAACCUGUAUAAUACAUGUACAAUUUCAUGGCACUGGUCGAAAUGACUACAAAGUUUAUCGAGAAAAGCUAGAAAACACUUUACUGACAGAGUACCUGAGACAAAUCGAGGGGCCAGACUUCAACCAGAAGCUAAUGAAGUUAACAUUUGAUAUCACGCCAGCCGACAAAGCGAACAGCUUCUGCAAAAGCGUUCUUGAAAGAGGGAUAUUCUGUCGUCAAUGUUCGUAUUUCUUCCUUGGCCACUCGGAUGAACAACUGAAGACAAAAUCCUGUUACUUGAUGAGAGCCACACAGGAAGAAAUUCUCAAGCUUUUGGCGAAGUUUGGUGACUUUCGUGAAGAGAAGGAAGUAGACAAGCGGGCAAGAAAUAUUGGAAUGCUUUUCUCGACAUUAAACAAAUUCGUGCCAUUAGAUACGCUCAAAUACAAAGUCCAGCCAGACAUUACAGGCGGUAUUACCGGAUCAUACACUUUCACUGAUGGAUGUGGAUUUAUGUCUCCGGAAUUCUCUUCCAAAGUACAGCUGACCCUCGAGCUUGAUUAUCAGCCCAGCGCCGUCCAAGUCCGCUAUCGAGGCAUCGAGGGCAUGCUGGUACUCAAAGAAGAUUUGGGCUAUUUUGAAGUGCUGUUCCACGACUCAAUGCAGAAAUUUGUCACCCCAAUUGAGAACAUGCCUGAACGGUUCAGCUUUGCUGAUGUUGUGGAUUAUUCCCGCCCUUACGUCAACGGAUACCUCGACACUCGAAUGGUCAUGCUUCUGGCUGACAGAGGAGUGUCCGCUCAAACCCUCAAAAACUUGCAGGCAGGCUACCAUGAAUUGUUAGAAGGCAUGGGCAAAGAGACUGCCGAGUAUUUCCUGCGCUUCAAAGGGGAAUUCCGUCUUCUGCAGGACAUUCAAGACAAAGGCAUUGACGGCACCAUAAAGAAGCGCUUGAAAUGUCUGAGAAAACAAGAACUGGAUGACAUGGAAAAAGCUGCCUACACGAGGAUUUUGGUUCCCGAGUCCCGCGUGGUGUUUGCUGUUUGCGAUCCUUACAACAAGCUGAAGUACGGAGAGUGCUACUUCAAUCCCACAAUGCCAAAGGAUGAAGCAAAGGUUUUUCCUGCAGGCCAGGAGUUUGUGGUGACACGAAACCCAUGUUACCACCCUGGGGACGUUCGUGUGUUGAAAAUGACGAAGGAAAAGCAAGGCUACGAGAAGCUCAGGGACUGUCUGGUGCUACCUGUCGAAGGCCCACGCCCUCACGCGUUUGAAUGUUUCGGUGGGAACUUGGCUGGAAACAAGUUCUUUGUCAGCUGGGAUAAAAAUCUCAUUCCAAGUGAAAAAAAGAACCCCUGCGAUUAUUCGCCGACAGUGGCGGCUCAAUUACGCCAGGCGUCAGCCAAAUCAGUGUCAAAGGCAUUGGAAAAGUUCAGAAAGGGCCACAUUAACAAGGAAUUGAAAUCACGAGAGGAAAUGCUGGAGUACUUCGCCACAUUCUCAGAUGAAAUUCCAAGGAUGAUUGAAGGAGAAUACAUGAAAUGUGCCACUGCCUUGGGCCCAUCAUCAAAGCAAUGCCGACAACUAAGCAAGUUGUUUUACCAAGCAGCAAGCUUGUGUGUGGAUAGUGGUAAGUUGCGAAAAGAGCUCGAGAAAAUGAAGCCGUCGAUAGAAUCAGCGUUGUUCUCGGGUUCACCAAAUGGCCAAGACGUAGACGACGCAAAUGAGUACUCAGACGUGGAAAGCCCAACCAGGCCCGACCAGGAAAGUUCAAGAAGAUCGUCAACACGUUCAGCAAGAUCGGCAGAACAGCGUCGCGCUAGAAAUGAGAUCUGGAAGGAAAUCGAUAAGAUAGCUAAAGACUUUGUUGAGGGAAUGCAACGUGAAAAUCAAAUGCGCGUCGUUUAGUCUUCCAAUCAGGAAGGGUUGCCUUUCUUCUCAGGGUGUGGUUUUACAGUUGCUUAGUUGCUAUGUCUCAUUGUUUAGCUGCGCCUUUAAUACAUCCCAGUCACGUCACCGAGACCAACAAGCUCAUAAGUUGUAGAGUUUGAGGUACUUUAUUCAACACUAGUUCUUUUCUUUUUUGGUUCUCGUGCGGUUCUAUUAAAGGUCGGCAAAAAAGCAGACAUAACUGAGGAAAACUAGAAACUUUUAAGAUCGAAAAUUAGCUCAGAAAAUAGCGUAGCCAGACAACAAGAGAAUCGAGAAUUUUUUAUUAUAUUCAUAGCUUAAGCAUUCAUGAUUUGAGAUCCUUAGCCAGAAAAAGCCGUCAAGCCCACUCUUCUCCGGAAAACUAUUAAGGAGUCGCUUGGCUUUCUUAAAAUAAUUGUGUAACAUUCAAAUUCAUAUGCAAACAGGAAUGGGUGUGUUACUGAUCGUGCCAGUGAUUUUUCGUAGACGAUUCAACACACUUAGGGAACGUCGACAUAAUCAAAAGUGAAAAGUCAGUAGAUAUUAGCUGAAGAGGCCGGAGCUUAACUCUGGUUUCAGUAGUUUUGGGAGAUCUUUUUUUACCUACAUGGGAUGUUAGGCUGGAAAAACUCUUCCAACAAACACAUUCCGCUUUUAUAUGUUAUACUUGGCUUAUGUAUAUCGAUAAUUUAUUAGCGGCUGUCUGAACUCAGGUAUUAUUAACACAACGUUGCCUGUGUUAUCUUUGUAAUAUGAACGAGGAACAGAGCCGAUUGUUUGCUGUUGACAUUUGAUCAUUGCCCAAAUUUGUGGGCGUUGCCUUUAUACGUGUAACGUUAGAUUCAGUCAAAUGAAAAAUAGAUAUCAGAGAAACGGAAAAUUAGCUUUAUAAUUUUAUCAUAUCGUCAGCCCUUUUUGUUUUUCUUUGCAAAGAUUAUAAUAUUGCAGACUUACGAAAUAUAGACAUAUGAUGUAAGCCAUUUAAAUGCCUCUUAAUAGCUAUAGGCCAUGUGGCUCUAUCUAUGGUUUUAGGGGUAGACCAUUUGACCUUUCAAGGGGCGUAGGCGAUACUUAAAAAAAAUUAUCCUGCAAGCUCACUUGUACCAAAAAAAUUCAAGUUCAAGGAUGCUUUUAGCAGGUUGUACUGUUUCUGUAGUAAACACUUGAAUAUGUCGCGAUGACAAGGUAUUCUUAUCAGUGAUGUGUUUGUUAUUUAGCUUUCGUAGCACGAGUUUGCGCUCAAUGUCACGCACCUGGGUCACGCUAGGCUGUGCUCGUCACACCACAUGACUCUGGUGUCAAUAGGAGUCGAGCAGGGAGCCCGGAAAACGGCUCAUAUUCAUUUCGUCUUCCCCCUCCCGCCCCUCUUGAAACAAAGCUACAAAGAUCACUGAAUAGUACGUAAAUCUUACAAGUCGACUAUGAACAAGAAACAUUUUCAGAAUCGCUGGAUCAUUUCUG